AUGGCUCCCAAGAAGAAGGAGUCGCUGCUUGACGCCUGUGCGCGGGUCACCGCCAUGGGAGACACGGUAGCGGCGCGCAUGGUCGAGUACAUGACUCUCAAGCAUCAGCUGCAGGGGUUUCGGCCGCUGGCCACCGAGUUUCUCGACCUCAGUCACAUCUUGUUUUCCAUCGAGGCCGGUCUGACCGAGGCCGCGCACUCGCACAAUCAAUUUCCCGAGGACAUGACGCAGGAGCUGGUCAAGAGAUUCCACCAAACCCACGACGACUUCACCGCGCUGAAUCAGAUGCUGACCAAAUUUCUCGAAAACGAGAAGAAAACCGGGCUGGGUAAGCUCCGCAAGGGAUGGCACGCCGUUUUUACCGAUGCGGACAUUGACAAGGUCCGGGAUUCCCUGGCCAUGAGCCGCGAGACGUUGCGAGUGAGUGCUCUGGUCUUCCGCUGGUCGCUGGGCGACGCCAAAUCCAACCCAUCCAUGGGCAUCGGAUACACUGGUCUGACCGCUGUCCUGGAGCGGCUGAACGCGAAGAAAGCACCCGUCGCUCUCCCGGUUGCGCCCUGUCCGACAGAGAUGGGCAUCGGAUAUGCAGGCCUGGCGGCUGUCGUGGAGCGUAUCAGCGCGAGGAAAGCGAGCUCGACCCGUGCUCCGGCUGCGGCUCCUCGGCCUCCUUCCGAGCCUCCUUCAGAACCUCCUGCAGAACCUCCUGCAGAACCUUCUGCAGAACUCCCAACUCGACUUUAUGCACCACCGGUUCCUAACACCCUACCUCCACUUCCGCCGGACAAGGGUCCCCAUUACACGCUGUUUCCACGGCCAGAUGCCCCUCUCAGCGCCUAUGGCGCCCUGGACCGACACCACUUCAAACGUGCGCCCAGCACCAUAUCGAGCAAGCUGACCACCUCGUCUGCUACGAGGGAGACGGGUCUGCCCAUUCAUGAACACAGCUCGGCAUCUGAGAUCCUGCUAUCUGACCACGGGUCUGUCAAGUCGGCUGAUUCCAUGACCCAAAUCGAAGAUAUGAUCCACGAGAUUGAAUUGAACGAUAGGCUCUCCACCAAAGCGGUCCGUAUCAAGGCCGAGCCGACCACCGUGCCUCGAUGGACUCCCAAGCAGACCACGGGCGCCAACUCGGCUCCGUUGAGAGCAGCUCUGUUGAGUGCCGUGCAACAGAGAAAGCAUAAGAUGAUCGAACAGCUGCUAGACUGCGGUGUUCCCCCCGACAGUGGAUUGGAAGUCAACGUCCUCCGAGAGGCAGUCCUCAACCGUGACCCGGAGACCGUACGGCUGUUGUUGCUGUUCGGGGCCGAUCCCAACGCCGCUGACAGACAUGGGCUCACUCCGCUGUACACCGCCACGGAAUUGGGCUCCCUUGAAGUGACCAAAUUGCUCUUGAAGUACGGCGGCGACCCUAACCUGCCGGCCGGUCCCGAGUAUCUGUCUCCGCUGGGCAUGUCGGUCGUCGAGGACAGAGCGGAGUUUGUUCACUUGUGCCUGACCUAUGGUGGCGACGCGAACCUGAACAUGCCGAAUGGCAACACGCUGCUCAUCCAGGCCAUCAGCGAGACCACUCCCCAGAAGCUGUUGGAGCUCAUGUUGAAUUACGGCAGCGACCCCAACGGCAAGAAUAGCGAAGGCCAGACGCCGCUCAUAGCCGCCAUCCAAGCGAGGAGGAUCGACCUGACCACGGUUCUCCUCGAUCAUGGAGCUAACCCCAACCUGCCGGGGCCCAAGCACCCCUUGUGGUCAGCAACCUACCUGCCCCGGGCGUUGCAACUUCUGCUAUCCCGGGGGGCCGACACCAAGAAGUGCCCGGGUGUUCUGGAGCUUGCCACCAGCAUCAACAACGUGGAUUCGGUCAUCACGCUACUCAAAGCCGGUGUUGACCCCAAUGCCAAAAACGACGGCACCUACACGCCGCUGUGCACGGCUAUCCGCGACAACCGUGCUGAGCUGGUGUCCCUGCUUCUGGCCAACGGCGCCGACCCGAACGUCAUGGCCUCCGAGUAUCCAGCCUGGAAAUGCGUCAGUCGUCACCGUACCCAACUUCUGCCGGAGCUGGUGGCAGCAGGGGCAGAUCUGCACAAGCCGAAAGGGAUUCUCGAGAAGGCGGUAGCACAUAACAACAAAGAAGCCGUCAUGUAUCUCCUAGGUCAAGGGGUGGAUCCAAACGCCCGAAGCGUGGAAGGCCAUACGGCGCUGACCACCGCGAUCCGAGACGACCGCCACGAGUUUAUCGACAUGCUGUUGGCACGCGGCGCGGACCCUGGAGUUCGGGGCCAAGAAUGGCCCAUCAGCAUGGCGGUCAAACGACCAGAAAUACUCAAGAAGUUGCUUCCGCAUGUGGCCAACCCACGGGCUGUCAAGGGCGUGAUAGAGCAGGCCGUGGAGGCGAACCAGCUGGAGAGCGUCAAGCUGUUGUUAAAGGCCGGGGUCAGCGUGGAAGACAAGACCGGCGGCGUGUUUUCGCCGCUCACCACGGCCAUCCGCGAGCAUUACCCGGAGAUUGUGCGCUUCUUGCUCGACGAGGCCGGCGCCGACGUCAAUGCCCCCGGCGAGCACCUGCCCAUUAUCAAAGCCGUCCGCAGGUGCCGCGGCACCAACACAGAUAUUCUCGAGAUGCUGCUCGCCCGCGGCGCCGACAUCAACCUCAUGUACCGUGGUUGGAACGCGGUUCUUCAGGCGGUGGAGAACGGCGACGCCAACAUUCUGAGGCUGCUGGUUGAGCGAGGUGGCGGCGUCGAUUUGCAGGUCACCGACGAGUCGGGACGCACGGUGAUGGAGAUUGUGAAUGAGCGAGGCUGGGACGAGGCCGUAACUAUCUUGACAGGUCAGGUCAGUAUGAAGUAG
This is a messenger RNA of Capronia epimyces CBS 606.96, 2847 nucleotides long. RefSeq lists its product as uncharacterized. The transcript has a single exon. Bases 1 to 2847 code for a protein of 948 amino acids. The record is from RefSeq and is a predicted model, not a curated record. Gene Ontology annotation, cellular component: nucleus; cytoplasm. Gene Ontology annotation, molecular function: protein binding. Gene Ontology annotation, biological process: regulation of barbed-end actin filament capping. NCBI's taxonomy places the organism in Eukaryota, Fungi, Ascomycota, Eurotiomycetes, Chaetothyriales, Herpotrichiellaceae.